Molecule: messenger RNA, 4264 nt
Organism: Gymnodraco acuticeps
Lineage: Eukaryota; Metazoa; Chordata; Actinopteri; Perciformes; Bathydraconidae
Product: NLR family CARD domain-containing protein 3-like
Exons: 6
Coding region: 187-2976 (929 amino acids)
Molecular function (GO): protein binding
Source: RefSeq, a predicted model, not a curated record
GUGAAGAGCGAGCUGAAGAAGAUCCAGACAGUCCUGAGUUCAGAUGACCCAGAAUGCUUAGAGAGUCAGAGGGAGGAUGAGGAGGUGUUGGACGGUGAGGAUGAGGAGGUGUUGGACGUUGAGGAUGAAGAGCAGAGGAGGAGCAGAGAGGCCUUUCUGAACAUCUCACUGCACUUCCUGAGGAGCAUGAAGCAGGAGGAGCUGGCUGACCGUCUGCAGAGCAGAACUGCUGCUGCAGUCUGUCGACGUAAACUCAAAUCCACCCUGAAGGAGAGGUUCCAGUGUGUGUUUGAGGGCAUCGCUAAAGCAGGAAACCCAACCCUUCUGAACCAGAUCUACACAGAGCUCUACAUCACAGAGGGGGGGUCUGCAGAGGUCAAUGCUGAACAUGAGGUCAGACAGAUUGAAACAGCAUCCAGGAAACCACACAGACCAGAAACAACCAUCAGACAAGAAGACCUCUUUAAAGCCUCACCUGGAAGAGAUGCACCAAUCAGAGCAGUGCUGACAAAGGGAGUGGCUGGCAUUGGGAAAACAGUCUUAACACAGAAGUUCACUCUGGACUGGGCUGAAGGCAAAGCCAACCAGGACAUCCAGUUCAUAUUUCCAUUCACCUUCAGAGAGCUGAACGUGGUGAGAGAGAACAAGUACAGCUUGGUGGAACUUGUUCAUCACUUCUUCUCUGAAACCAGAGACGCAGGAAUCUGCAGGUUCGAUCAGUUCCCGGUCGUGUUCAUCUUUGACGGUCUGGAUGAGAGUCGACUUCCUCUGGACUUCCUCAACACUGAGAUCCUGACUGAUGUCACAGAGUCCACCUCAGUGGAUGUGCUGCUGACAAACCUCAUCAGGGGGAAGCUGCUUCCCUCUGCUCGCCUCUGGAUAACCACACGACCUGCAGCAGCCAAUCAGAUCCCUCCUGAGUGUGUGGACAUGGUGACAGAGGUCCGAGGGUUCACUGACCCACAGAAGGAGGAGUACUUCAGGAAGAGAUUCAGAGAUCAGGAGCAGGCCGGCACCAUCAUCUCCCACAUCAAGACCUCACGAAGCCUCCACAUCAUGUGCCACAUCCCACUCUUCUGCUGGAUCUCUGCUUCAGUUCUGGAGGAGGUGUUGAAAACCAGAGAGGGAGGAGAGCUGCCCAAGACCCUGACUGAGAUGUACAGCCACUUCCUGGUGGUUCAGUCCAAAGUGAAGAUCAUCAAGUUUGAUGGAGGAGCUGAGACAGAUGCACACUGGAGUCCAGAGAGCAGGAAGAUGAUGGGGUCUCUGGGGAAACUGGCUUUUGAGCAGCUGCAGAAAGGCAACCUGAUCUUCUAUGAGUCUGACCUGACAGAGUGUGGCAUCGAUAUCACAGCAGCCUCAGUGUACUCAGGAGUGUUCACACAGGUCUUUAGAGAGGAGAGAGGACUGUACCAGGACCCGGUGUUCUGCUUCGUCCAUCUGAACGUUCAGGAGUUUCUGGCUGCUCUUCAUGUCCAUCUGACCUUCAACACCUCUGGAGUCAACCUGCUGGCAGAAGAACCAACAACCGCCUGGCUGCCUAAAGUCUGCAGACCCAAACCUACACUAACACAUCUCUACCAGAGUGCUGUGGACCAGUCCUUACAGAGUCCAAACGGACACCUGGACUUGUUCCUCCGCUUCCUCCUGGGUCUUUCACUAGAGACCAAUCAGAAACUCCUACAAGGCCUGCUGUCAAAGACAGGAAGUGGCUCAGAGACCAAUCAGGAAACAGUCCAGUACAUCAAGAAUAAGAUGGAUGAGAAUCUGUCUCCAGAGAGAAGCAUCAACCUGUUCCACUGUCUGAAUGAACUGAAUGAUCGUUCUCUAGUGGAGCAGAUCCAACAGUCCCUGAGAUCAGGAAGUCUCUCCACAGAUAAACUCUCUCCUGCUCAGUGGUCAGCUCUGGUCUUCAUCUUACUGUCAUCAGAAGAAGAUCUGGACGUGUUUGACCUGAAGAAAUACUCUGCUUCAGAGGAGGCUCUUCUGAGGCUGCUGCCAGUGGUCAAAGCCUCCAGGAAAGCCAUGCUGAGUGGCUGUAAGCUGUCAGAGAGAAGCUGUGCACCUCUGUCCUCACUCCUCAGCUCCCAGUCCUCUAGACUGAGAGAGCUGGACCUGAGUAACAACGACCUGCAGGAUUCAGGAGUGGAUCUGCUGUCUGCUGGACUGAAGAGUCCACACUGUGAGCUGGAGACUCUCAGGCUCUCAGGCUGUCUGGUCACAAACAAAGGCUGUGCUUCUCUGACCUCGGCUCUGAGCUCCAACCCCUCCCAUCUGAGAGAGCUGGACCUGAGCUACAAUCAUCCAGGAGACUCAGGAGAGAAUAUGCUGUCUGUUCUACUGGAGGAUCCAGACUGGAGACUGGAGACUCUCAGAGUGGACCAUGGUGGAGAGAAGUGGUUAAAACCAGGUCUGAGGAAGUAUGCCUGUGAACUGGAGCUGGACACAAACACAGCACAAAGAAACCUCAAACUGUCUGACAACAACAGGACGGUGACACGUGUGAGAGAGAAGCAGCCAUACCCUGAUCAUCCAGAGAGGUUUGGCUUCUAUCAUCAGCUGAUGUGUAGAGAAGCUCUGACUGGUCGCUGCUACUGGGAGGUCGAGUGGAGAGGAGGGGUUGACAUAGCAGUGACUUACAGAGGAAUCAGGAGGAAAGGAGGCAGGGGGGACUGUUGGUUUGGAUGCAAUGAUCAGUCCUGGAGUCUGAGCUGCUCUGGUGGUCGUUACUCUGUCAAGCACAAUAAGAGAAGAACAUUCCUCUCCUCCUGCUCCUCCUCUCUCUCUCCUCUCUCUCCUCUCUCUCCUCCCUCUACUCCCGUUUCUUAUCCUCCCCCUCCUCUUCCCUCUCCUCUCUUUCCUCCAUCUCCUCUCUCUCCUCUCUCUCCUCUCUCUCCUCCCUCUACUCCCGUUUCUUAUCCUCCCCCUCCUCUUCCCCCUCCUCCUCCUCCUCCUCCUCCUCCUCUGGUAGAGUAGCAGUGUAUCUGGAUCAUCCUGCUGGCUCUCUCUCCUUCUACAGAGUCUCCUCUGACACACUGACCCACCUCCACACCUUCAGAACCACAUUCACUGAACCUCUGUAUGCUGGGUUUCGGAUCUGGUCACAUGACUCCUCAGUGUCUCUGUGUUCUCUGUAGGAGAAGUGGUUUAAAUGUUGUACAGAAGGCUUCACCUUGGUUAACAUUUGUUUCAAUGAUUGUGCGUAAUUGAAGAGGCAUUUAGUUUUUCUGCUCUGUAUGUCUGUGUAACGGAGAGGAUCUUAGGAGACAUAUAGAUCUCAGACUCCAUUAGCUUCCUCAUUGGUGAAGCACAUUGGUUGCAACACAUAUGAACAUUGGAUAUGCAUUCCUGGGUCGCAGGAAAAUAUAUAUAGGCAAUAAUACAAUAAGUAAGAUUUAAAACAUAUGUUUCUUGUUACAAAUGCAGUUUGUUAACCUUAUAAUUGAAUACACAUAUAUAGCGUGAGCAGGGCCGUAUCCAGGAUUUCCUAAAUACCGAGGUCCAAACAUGUUAGGGGGGUUCGGGGGAUACACCCCGAGAUUUUUGGGAUUUUCAUGAUCUAGUUGGGUGCUUUUUCAGUCCUGUGGGGGGUCACACAUUGGAUAAUAUAUUGAUUUCAAAUCAUGUCAGUGGGCUGACAAUGUCAGCAUCAAUUAUUUUUGAAAGUGUAAUACAUAAGAAUUAUUUAAUGCUUGUUUGUUAUUUUGCAGUAAUGUUUGUCAUUGUUUAACGUCUUCAUCUUAAUUGUAAGCAAUGGUACCUCCUAAAUAGUGGGGCUAUAAAGGCUCUUAGUGCCAUUGUUGGGUUGGUACAGGUUGGUUACAGUCGGUGGUGUUGCAGAGUUCAGCAGGCCUGGCUGUUUGCCAUGCCCUUGUAAAUAGGUGUAAAUAUAGUGAAUAGUGUAAAUAAAUGCCCACGCUGACAGUUGGCUGGAUGUUCUGCCUCCUUACUGUUGGUCGACCGCUCAUAGGUCGACCUAACCGUCUGAAACAAUCUCCCAGUAAUUACACAUUUUAAUAUUUUUGUAAAGUAUUUUUAAUUGCUUUGUUGUUGAAUGUGAUGUAAAGUUAAACUUGCCUUUCCUUUGCUGGAAGAAAUAUUAGAUCUCUUCCUAAAAAUAGUGAAAUGAUCUCCUUGGCGUUGAGCUAGUUGUGUUCAAACCAAUGUGACUUAUAUUCAGUUUAAUAACGCUUUGUUUGGAGCAGCAUCUAAUAGCUGCUAAUAAUCGAUGUAUUCAUUGUUCAAUAAAGGUUUGAAGACAAAA